This is a messenger RNA of Drosophila innubila, 2278 nucleotides long. RefSeq names its product U3 small nucleolar RNA-associated protein 4 homolog (gene l(3)72Dn). The transcript is spliced from 3 exons. Gene Ontology annotation, molecular function: protein binding; RNA binding. Gene Ontology annotation, cellular component: 90S preribosome; t-UTP complex; small-subunit processome. The record is from RefSeq and is a predicted model, not a curated record. Lineage: Eukaryota; Metazoa; Arthropoda; Insecta; Diptera; Drosophilidae. Bases 102 to 2159 code for a protein of 685 amino acids. Gene Ontology annotation, biological process: maturation of SSU-rRNA from tricistronic rRNA transcript (SSU-rRNA, 5.8S rRNA, LSU-rRNA).
GCAGCAGCUCUAAGAAAGUUGGCAGCACUAACACAACACGCUCGCUGCACGUGUGAAUGUGUUUUUAAAAAUAAAAACUUUAAAUUUAAGCCCGCUUCACAAUGAAAGCCAAGUCAAAAGGAAUCGCCAAUGUGCACAAUGUGCGCUUCUACACAAUAAAGCCGCGCGCCAUAGUGAGUCUGGCCUAUAGUAAAGUGCUGAAAUGUUUGGCGCUCAGCCGCGAGGAUGGCUCCAUUGAAUUGUGGGAUAUGAAUUAUGCACCGUAUCUGGAUCGUGUUAUACAAUUGACGUCCGAGACGGCAGUGGAAGAAUUGGCCUGGGCAAGCAAGCGUCUCUUCUCCGUGGGAUUGUCGGGGAAGCUGAUCGAGUGGGAUUUGGAGAGUCUGCAGCCACGCUGCGAACAGUCACCCACGGGCAAUGCACUGUGGUGCCUGGAUAUAAACAGCGAUGAAACAGAACUGGCUGUCGGCUCCGAGGAGGGACACAUUAACAUAAUGAGCAUAGAGAACGACGAGAUUAACUACAAAACACUGUUUAACAAACAAAUGGGACGCGUGCUCUGCUGCAAGUUUGACAAACCGGGUGUGAGACUAAUCACUGGCUCCGUGGGCGCUGUGCGCAUUUGGAGUGUCAGCAAGGGAACAACACUGCACACCAUGACACUGUCCAGCAAGUUUGUGAUUGUGCACUCUUUACUCGUGCUCAGUAAUAACACCAUCAUUGCGGGUGAUUCAGCUGGCUUUGUGACCGUGUGGAAUGGCGCCAAUGCCACACAAUUGGAGGCCAACCAGGUGCUGGAUGCCAAUGUCUUUGCGCUGGCCAUUAACGAGAAGGAGGAUCGUCUGGUGUGCAGCGGCAAGGAGCCACCAUUGAUCCGUGUGCUCAGCAAGACACAGAUUAAGCGUGAGGAAUCCGUUUGCGAUCGUUGGAUCAAGUUUUUGCAACGUGAAGCUCACAAUCACUAUGUAAAGUCGCUGAUUGUUGUGGAUGACCAUGUUAUAUCUGCUGGCGAGGAUGGCCUUCUCUGUAUUACAUCCAUUUCCAAGACGAGCGGAGCUAUCACCAAAUACGCACCCUUUCUGCCAGGUCCAGUUGCUAGUGUAGCUCCUAGUGCCAAUUUACUGCUGCUGCGUUAUCCACAAAGCCUGCAUCUGUGGAAAUUGGGUGUGCCGCAAGAGAAUACACAUAAGCAAACCAGCAUUGGAGGUGCCGGAGGGCUUCAGCUGCUGCAGACACCCGAUAAGCUGAUUCAACUCAACGUGGGAGCCACCAAGUUUAUACAGGCAGCUGCCAUUUCACCCGAUAGCUCCUGGAUUUGUUACUCCACAGUCGAUGAGCUGCGCUUGAGUCGCCUGAAAGCUAAUCCUCUGGCCGUGGAGCGACUGACGGAGAAUCUGCCCGCUGAACUGGAGGUGGCCAGCCAUAUCAGCUUCUCCAAGAGCAACCAGCUGUUUCUGAUCCACGCAGAGAGUCGAGAACUGCGUUGUUUUGAGCUUAAAAAGAAUCAGGUUAACUUCCUGUACAGCGUUUAUCUGAGUGCUGAACUCAAGUCACCCAUUAGCCAUGUGUUGGUGUCGCCUUGUGGCAACUACCUCGUUGUAGCCACCUCCAAUCAUCUGAUUGCCGUUUGGCAACUCAAUGGCAAGGAGUCAAAGCAUUUGCUCAACUUGCCACGCUAUAAGGCUGGAACCACAGCGCUGGCCAUGCACGAGAACAGUCCACGUCUGGUGGUUGCCUAUGCCAAUGGACGCAUUGUCGACUACGAUCUGUCGGCUCGUUGUUUUGUCUGCGAAACUGGCAAGCAUUUUGUGGGCAGCUCACGGACGCAUUGCAUCAAGGGUCUUCUCUUGGAUCCACAAAAUCCCAACAUUGUCAUCGCCUACAACGAGAUGCACUUCUAUGUCCUGCAGAGCCUUGACAGGAAGGAUGAUUCCCUCAAGUCGCCCAGCAGCAAGACCAAGCGUCUCAGUAUUGCAAAUGAGGAAGCAGUCAACAAAAGUGUGCGCCGUUAUACCUUCAAAAUGAGUCUUAUGCGCCAGCAUCUGGUGCAGGCGUGUCGUCUUGGGGAUCAGGAACUCGUCACCAUUAGCAUACAGCCCAAAAAUCUGCUGGCCCCGCUGCCGCCACCCUACAUUCGCAAGAAGUAUGGCGCGGCAUAAGAAGAAGAAGAAGAAGGAGAGGAAGAUGGAGACGAAUCCAAAAUGGAGUAGCUUAAAAUCCUAUUGUAGUUUCUACCUAGUUGCAUAUGUCCGAAUGAAUACAUUGUAAAUUCAACAAA